Molecule: messenger RNA, 1694 nt
Organism: Phytophthora sojae
Lineage: Eukaryota; Oomycota; Peronosporomycetes; Peronosporales; Peronosporaceae
Exons: 1
Coding region: 1-1422 (473 amino acids)
Source: RefSeq, a predicted model, not a curated record
AUGAAGCUGCUGUUCCAGUCGCUGUACGUGUCGCCGCGCGAGCUGGCGCUGCAGCAGAAGGAGGAGGAGCGGAGGCGCAACGAGGCCACGGCGCAGGAACCCAAGCAGACCAUGCGCGGCAAGAAGAAGCCGCAGGACGCCGACGGACUGGACGCGCGUGGCCAGGGCGAGACGUUCCAGGCCGAGACGCUGGCCGAGAACCACGCGCUGCGCCUCAAGCUACUGGCCGAGAGGGAGGAGGAGGCCGAGCGCGAGCGCCAGAUGAGUCUGCCGCCCGGCUUCUUCCUGCAGACGCGCGGCCAGGGCCACGAGGCCAUCAGCUCCAAGUCCGCCUACUGCAUCAACGUGGUCACGCCCAGCGACUCGCCCGGCGUGCUGCUGGACUUUGAGCUGUACCUGAACGCGCUUCCCUCGGCCAGGCCCGUGUACGCGUACAGGGGCAACGGUGAGCAGGAGAGCGACAGCUACAGCGACUGCGACGGUCAGGCCGUCAAGCGUCUGGACAUGCCCCCGUCCGUGAUCGACAUUUACCUCGAGCGACACCCCGUGGACAGGAAGUACUACCCGGACUUCCACGCCCCCAAGGAGAAGACCAUCUGGAUGAUGCAGAACGUCGAGUUCUUCGACCGCCACGAGCUGGCCAACCCGACGGUCGGCGUCAUGAUGGUCAAGAACCGCAUCGGCCUCAAGAAAGUGCUCGAGUACAGGCAUCGACACCAACUCUCGUACUCGGUCUUCUACACCAAGCACACGAGCCGCGACUUGUACCAGCCGGCGGUGCAGCGCGACUGGACGUCGUUCCUGCAUCUCGCAGGCUGGAGUCCGUUCAAGAACACGCGCGUGAUUCUGCAGGCGUGGGCGCUGCAUCCCGAGUGGCCCCAGCUGAUCAUCCGAGUGAUUAAGGCGGAUUUGUGCGCGUGGAUCGAGGAGCAGUUCGGAACGAAGGAGACGUGGCGGCUGCAGAAUGUGGACUACGCGUGUGGAUCGGUGCCUGCUGAAGAGAAGGACAGGUUGCAGAACGAGAUUGGCCUCCACCUGUGCCCGAGCGAGACGGAAGGGUUCGGCCACUACAUCAACGAGGCUCGCAGUGUCGGCGCGCUUAUCCUGACGACGAACGUGCCGCCGAUGAACGAGCUGGUGGACGAGAAGAGCGGCGUGCUAGUAGGGGAGCCGCACCCGUGGUGGUGGCAGACAAAGGGAGACUUAUUUAUGCCGCUGGCGCAAGUGGACGUCGCCGACAUCGAGCGAGGGGUGGAGCAGAUUCUGCUGCUCUCCAUAGAGGAGCGUCAACGGAUGGGCCGGCGGUCUCGAGCCAAGUUCCUCGAGGACCGCGCCUACUUCCUCAACGCUAUGACUGCACUGGAAGAGAGCCUCUGCCAGGACGAGAUCCGGAUCGAGAAAUUACAGCCCUAUCUGUACUAGUGACCCGCGCGCGUCGCGGGACUGCUCGACGAUGACGUCGAGCUCGGAUAGAUAGAGAUAUAGCACCUGCCUGGCAGUCUAGCUUGUAAGUAGUAGCAUAGUUAUCCCCCUAUGACCCUGUCCGGCCUUGCCUGCCAUGUCGGGCGAGCAAGGUCGUGAGUACCAGACAGAUCACGCACUUGAUAGAACCAGCUUCCCUCAAUUGACUCAUUGCCCAAAUGCGGCAAAGCUAAACGUCGACUUGAAAACAAAUUCACACCACUUGGUAGAUU